Molecule: messenger RNA, 3838 nt
Organism: Protomyces lactucae-debilis
Lineage: Eukaryota; Fungi; Ascomycota; Taphrinomycetes; Taphrinales; Protomycetaceae
Product: peptidase M16C associated-domain-containing protein
Exons: 2
Coding region: 46-3531 (1161 amino acids)
Biological process (GO): iron-sulfur cluster assembly; protein processing
Cellular component (GO): mitochondrial matrix
Molecular function (GO): metal ion binding; iron-sulfur cluster binding
Source: RefSeq, a predicted model, not a curated record
UCGACACUCAUCAGCUCAAGUCACACAGGGCCCGGGCAUAGAGACAUGAUGCUGCAGUUUGCAAGACUCAGCAGGAGAUGUCCGAUCCAUGCGACACGCCGGAUACAUGGCUUCACCGUACAACGCACCAAGCAUGUCCCUGAGCUCCAGCUCGAAGCGACACUCCUUAGACACGAUCGCACAGGAUUGCAACACCUGCAUAUUGCGAAAGACGAUUCGAAUAAUGUCUUUUCGAUAGGGUUUGCGACACCACCGACCGAUUCAACGGGUGUACCGCAUAUGCUUGAACAUACAACGCUAUGUGGCUCGCACAAGUAUCCAGUCAGAGAUCCAUUCUUCAAAAUGCUCAAUCGGAGUCUCGCAAACUACAUGAAUGCCUUUACAGCGGCAGAUUAUACCUUUUACCCCUUUGCAACAGUCAAUAAGGCUGAUCAUGCGAAUCUGCGCGACGUUUACCUCGAUGCGACCCUAUUCCCAAGACUACGAGAGAUAGACUUUCAGCAGGAAGGCUGGCGAUUGGAGCACAAGGAUCCAAAGGACACUGCAACGCCGAUUGAAUUCAAAGGUGUCGUCUAUAACGAGAUGAAGGGUCAGAUGAGCGAUGCGAGUUACCUCUUCUACAUUAUGUUUCAAAGAGAAAUGUACAGAGGGACCAUCUACGGCAAUGAUUCAGGCGGAGACCCAAAGAAUAUCCCAGAUUUGACCUACCAACAGCUGGUUGACUUCCACAAAAAUCAUUAUCAUCCAUCCAAUGGCAAAGUCUUCACCUACGGCAAUUUUCCCUUGGAUGAUCAGCUCGAGUCACUGAACCAGAAGUUGAUGAAGUUCUCGGCUGCACAGCCGGAGAAUGUCGAUAAGAUCACCUCGCCGUGGCAAGGGACCCGAACAGUCACCGCCAAUGGACCAAUCGACCCACUGACCGCGACAGAGUCUCAAUACAAGUCAUCACUGUCUUUCCUGUGUAAUGAUGCAGCAGAUACCUUUGAGACCUUUUCAUUGCGGAUUCUUUCGUCUCUACUACUUGACGGCCACAGCUCACCACUCUAUCAGGGUCUCAUUGAGGCUGGUCUCGGUAGUGACUUUUCCCCCAACACUGGCUAUGACAAUUCAACAAAAACGACUGUCUUCAGUGUAGGUCUGCAGGAAACCACAAAGGAAACUGCUGAAAAGCUACCGGUUGUUGUGAAUGAGCUUCUCAGCAAAGUGGCAGAGACGGGCUUUGACAGUGGCAAAGUGGAAGCGAUUUUGCAUCAGAUGGAGAUUGCGCUGAAGCGGAAACAAGCAAACUUCGGUAUGAGCUUGUUGCAAACCGUGGCGGGUCCUUGGUUCAAUGAAGCUGAUCCGAUGCAGCUGCUUAGUUGGAACGAGACAGUUGAUCGCUUCAAGAGUGAAAUUGCGAAAGGUGGUUAUUUGGAAGGUCUUGUCAAGAAGUACUUCCUCAAGCAAUCACCAGACGGUGUCAUGCACUUCACUAUGCGCCCUAGUACCGAGUUUGCUGGCGAACUCGUUGCAACAGAGCAAGCAAACCUGACACAAAAGGUGUCGAGUCUGACGGAACAAGACAAGAAGAAGGUAGAAGAGAGUGGACUGGCCUUGCUCAAAUUCCAGGAAGCCGAGGAGGAUCUGUCUUGCUUGCCAACGCUCAAAGUAUCCGACAUUCCAGAAAAGGUCACAUACACGCAGCUGGAAUUAGGUGGCAGUAUCGCUGGCGUUCCUGUAGACUGGAACCUCAAAGCGACUGGCUUGACCUAUUUUCGCAUGAAGGCCAAGCUCAACCACCUUCCAGAGCACUUGAGACCCUUCUUACCAAUCUACGCUGAUUGCUUCACUAAUCUGGGAACGAAGCAGCACUCCAUGGCUGCACUCGAGGACAUGAUCAAGCUCAAAACGGGCGGUAUCAGUGUAUCGACUUUGAUUGCCAACAAUCACAGCAAUCUUCAAGAUUACGAUCAAGCCUUGGUGGUCAGCGGUCAUUGUCUAGAUGGCAAUAUCGACCAUUUAUUCAGUCUAAUGAGUGAAAUGCUCAACAACACCAACUUCGACAACCGCGAAAAACUACGCAAUUUGAUCAAGAUGAGUGCAUCGGGUGCCAUCUCCAAUGUUGCUGAAUCAGGUCACGUUUAUGCUCGCACGUUCGCUGGUAGUGCUCUAUCAGCUGCUGGUAAAGCAGUAGAACAGCUGAGCGGUAUGACGCAAGUCAAGCUCAUUUCAGAGCUCGCAACAAAGGAGGAUCUCUCGGACUUGAUCAGCAAUCUCAAGCAGAUUCAUGAGAUGGCUUUCGCCAAACCAUUGAUGCAGUGUUUCAUCACAGUCGACCCUGCUCAAGUCAAGAAUGUGGAACGCGGUGUAUCAGGGCUCGUGGAAAGCUUUAACGCUUCUUCCCCGUCCGAUUCUGCGGUAUCUGACUUCGAGGUGGCAACUCCAGCCAAGUCAUUCUUCCCACUCCCCUACCAAGUCAACUUUUCAGCCCUGUCCAUGAUGGGUGUGCCUUAUACGCAUCAGGACGGUGCCGCACUCCAAAUCUUGUCCAAGCUCUUAACAAACAAGCACCUACAUCGAGAAAUUCGAGAAAAGGGUGGCGCAUAUGGAGGGGGAGCAAGCUAUAGCGCCACUUCUGGCGUUUUUGGUUACUACAGCUAUCGUGACCCGAAUUCAUUGAGGACUCUCGAGACUAUGACACAGGCUGGUGCUUGGGCAGCGCAGCGCGUUUGGACGUUGCAGGAUUUGGAGGAAGCAAAACUCUCGGUCUUUCAAGGUGUUGAUGCACCCAUGUCUGUGGCGAGCGAAGGAAUGGUCUAUUUCACUGAUCGGAUCACUUCUGAUAUGCGUCAGAAACGGCGUGAAGAGUUGCUUGCUGUGAAUGCGAAGCAAGUCGUCCUGGCUGCUGAGCAAUACCUUGUGAGCGCUGUUCAAGCUGGUAAGACCAGUGUGGCGUUGUUGGGUGAAACACAAGAUUGGCUGUUGAAGCAGCCGGAUUGGAAGGUGUUUGAUUGGGGUACGGAGGCUGCCGCCAAGGUUUCCUCUGUUACUGAAGAGCUGGCUGGCGCUGUGUCUGAAGAGUCGCCGAGUCAAUCAAGCGAGCAUGUCUCUGAGUCCAGCACAUCAGCUGGCCCAGUGGUUGAUUCGUUUGGACAGACCAUCACAAAUGCAAGACGAGGCGAUGAAGGCCAAUUGUACGAGCUUGAGAUGACAGAUAGAGCGGUAAGCAAGCUCUCCUCAUUGCUUGCCAAAAAGGGCGAUGAGUAUUGUUUGCGCGUUGCACUCGAGUCGGGUGGCUGUCAUGGCUACCAGUAUGUUCUCAAGCUGGACAAUGAGAUUGAUCCCGAGGAGGAUGUCAUUAUCAGCAAGGAGGGUGCACGCGUCGUUGUUGAUGAGAUGAGCUUGGAACUCGUGGAUGGCAGUAAAGUGGAUUACACCAUGGAGUUGAUUGGCAGCGAGUUCAAGGUCGUGGACAACCCCCGAGCCGUCAGCAAGUGUGGUUGUGACACGAGCAUUGACAUCGAUAUCGGUAAGAAGGGUGGCAAGCGGUAGGCAUUUUAUAAGCGACAAAUAUAUGACUUCAUCAGCCCUCCCAGACCACACAUGCUUUCUUAUGCUCUCAUACGUUGCUGUGGUGGCCUAGUCAGCCAACGUUCUCUGCUCUCUGCUCGAUAUUGUAUACCUAAGCUGUUCUUCUCUGAUGUCGCUACGGUAAUUUCAAGCUCUCCAGAGGUUGUCAAGAAGGCUUCGUCAAAGAAGAAGAAGCAAAAGACAUACCCUGCUUUACCUGAGAUAUCAGAAGACGACAUUGAAGAGAAGUUCGUCCGCGGGACGGGACCUGGUGGUCAGAAGAUCAACA